Molecule: messenger RNA, 871 nt
Organism: Peromyscus leucopus (white-footed mouse)
Lineage: Eukaryota; Metazoa; Chordata; Mammalia; Rodentia; Cricetidae
Gene: Asrgl1
Product: asparaginase and isoaspartyl peptidase 1
Exons: 5
Coding region: 72-770 (232 amino acids)
Molecular function (GO): asparaginase activity
Source: RefSeq, a predicted model, not a curated record
UCACCCUUGCUUUUCAACUUCUUCUUGGUUUAGGUUGUGGGUCUGUCCUGAAUGUAAAAGGUGACGUUGAGAUGGAUGCUAGCAUCAUGGAUGGGAGAGACCUGUCUGCAGGAGCAGUGUCUGCCGUGCGCUGUGUCGAGAACCCCAUUAAACUCGCACGGCUCGUUAUGGAAAAGACACCUCACUGCUUUCUGACUGGCCAUGGUGCAGAGAAAUUUGCAGCAGAUGUGGGGAUUCCAGAGAUUCCUGUAGAAAAACUGAUAACGGAGAGAAACAAGAAGCACCUGGAGAAAGAGAAGCUUGAGAAAGGGGCCCAGAAAGCUGACUGCCCUAAGAACUCAGGCACAGUGGGUGCUGUUGCCUUGGACUGCAAAGGAAACUUGGCUUAUGCAACCUCUACUGGAGGAAUCGUCAAUAAAAUGGUUGGCCGAGUUGGAGACUCACCUUGCAUAGGAGCUGGAGGUUAUGCAGACAAUAACCUUGGAGCCGUUUCAACCACAGGACAUGGGGAAAGUAUCCUGAAGGUGAAUCUGGCCAGACUUGCCCUCUUCCAUGUAGAACAAGGAAAGACCGUAGAUGAGGCUGCUGAGUUGGCAUUGAAUUAUAUGAAGUCAAAGGUCAAAGGUCUAGGUGGCCUCAUCUUGGUCAGCAAAACAGGAGACUGGGUAGCAAAGUGGACCUCUGCCUCCAUGCCCUGGGCCGCGGUGAAGAAUGGCAAGCUGCAGGCCGGCAUUGACCUUUGUGAAACCAAGACCAGGGACCUGCCCUAAGCCCCAGAAGAUUGUAAUCUGCUUGCUAGCCUGGAAGUGAAGUUGAGCUGCCUGGUGUGGAGACCUAGCCUAAUCAAUUAGAUGUAGACAUGGAAAACUAA